Molecule: messenger RNA, 663 nt
Organism: Dioszegia hungarica
Lineage: Eukaryota; Fungi; Basidiomycota; Tremellomycetes; Tremellales; Bulleribasidiaceae
Exons: 6
Coding region: 1-663 (220 amino acids)
Source: RefSeq, a predicted model, not a curated record
AUGAAGAUCCUGGUGAUCGUCUGGGCUGCGCUCAGUUUCGUCUUAUUCGCAGCUGGCGUUUUGCUCGUGGUAUUCUCCAUUCUCUGGCGGGACGCGGGGGAUGUCGUUCUCCGGUUCUUGCUUCCCUUUCUCAGCCUCGAUCUGACCAUAUCCCUCGGCAUAUCAUACCUUAUCGCAACCCUCAUCUCCAUUCCGGCCUUCUUCAUGCCCCCGACCCGACUCCUCCCGCUCCGGGUCUUGGCGGGAUACUGUUUGAUCAUCGCUGUGUUCACUCUCAUCUCCGCAUCGGUCAUUUGGGUCUUCUCGCUGAGGGAGCUGGACAAUUGCGCAGAUCUAUGGAAGCAGGGAGGGCCCAAGAUCCAGCAAGAGCUACAAGACAGGUUCUCAUGUUGCGGAUAUUGGAACUCUACCUCGACCGGUCAAUUCGCUGCUCCUCAAGGCUUCUGCGCAGACAGAGUCUUCGCGCUGACCCAACCUGGCUGUAUGGCCAAAGUGACGGAUGAAGCAGACCAUCACCUCAACUUUGCCUUCACGUCCAUCUAUGCCUGCGAGGGCGUCAUCAUCGCUUUUGCUCUGGCGACCGGAUGUCUGAUCAAGGAGCGCAAGGUGGUAGAGCGAUUCAGACUGAUCGACGAGAAGCGGGGCGGAGGAGGCUUCGCCUAG